Messenger RNA from Gymnogyps californianus (California condor), 2786 nucleotides. It is a transcript of the gene COG3, whose product is annotated as component of oligomeric golgi complex 3. Gene Ontology annotation, cellular component: membrane; cis-Golgi network; COG complex. Bases 1 to 2475 code for a protein of 824 amino acids. The record is from RefSeq and is a predicted model, not a curated record. Gene Ontology annotation, biological process: intra-Golgi vesicle-mediated transport; Golgi organization; intracellular protein transport. NCBI's taxonomy places the organism in Eukaryota, Metazoa, Chordata, Aves, Accipitriformes, Cathartidae. The transcript has 23 exons.
AUGGCGGAGCCGCCGCCCGCGGAGCCGGCGGGCAGGGAGGUGCGGGACCGCCUGAGCCUGUGGGACCGCCGCCCGCAGCCCGCCGCGCCGCUCAGCGACCGCCAGACGGACUCGGUGUUGGAGCUGAAGGCGGCGGCGGAGAACCUGCCGGUGCCGCCCGAGCUUCCAAUUGAAGAUUUGUGCAGCCUAACAUCCCAGUCGCUAACUGUUACACUGACAGCUGCGGUGCCAGAAUCCACGGAGGAUGUCCUCUUGAAAGGAUUUGCCAUACUGGGGAUGGAGGAUGAAAGAAUUGAAACAGCACAGCAGUUCUUCUCCUGGUUUGCUCAGGUACAAACACAGAUGGAUCAAGAUGAAGGUGCCAAGUAUAGACAGAUGAGGGAUUACUUGUCUGGGUUUCAGGAGCAAUGUGAUGCUAUCUUGAAUGAUGUGAAUAGUGCCCUUCAGCACCUGGAGUCCCUGCAAAAACAGUAUCUUUUUGUGUCCACGAAGACAGGAACGCUGCAUGAGGCCUGUGAACAACUUCUGAAAGAGCAGUCAGAACUUGUUGACCUGGCUGAAAACAUCCAGCAGAAACUUUCUUAUUUUAAUGAGCUGGAAAACAUCAACACAAAAUUGAAUUCCCCUACGCUGUCCGUGAACAGUGAAGGAUUCAUUCCCAUGCUGGCUAAGCUUGAUGAUUGUAUUGCAUAUAUUUCAUCGCAUCCAAAUUUUAAAGACUAUCCUGUAUAUUUGAUUAAGUUUAAACAAUGCCUUUCUAAAGCUAUGCACCUUAUCAAGACAUACACUGUGAAUACACUACAGAACCUCACGAGCCAGUUAAUGAAAAGGGAUCCUUCAGCUGUGCCAAAUUCUGACAAUGCCUUCACGCUGUUUUAUGUAAAAUUCAGAGCAGCUGCUCCCAAAGUCAGAACUCUUAUUGAACAAGUAGAGCAAAGAUCUGAAAAAAUGCCAGAGUAUCAACAAGUUCUCAAUGAAAUCCAUCAAUGUUACCUCGACCAGAGGGAACUUUUGCUAGGUCCAAGUAUCGCUAGCACUGUUACAGAAUUAACCAGUCAGAACAACAGAGAUCAUUGCGCUCUGGUACGAAGUGGUUGUGCCUUUAUGGUCCAUGUAUGCCAGGAUGAACACCAGCUUUACAAUGAGUUCUUCACAAAACCAACACCAAAACUGGAUGAACUCUUGGAGAAGUUGUGUCUUUCAUUGUAUGAUGUCCUGAGGCCAAUGAUCAUCCAUGUCAUUCACUUAGAGACACUUUCUGAACUCUGCGGGAUUCUCAAAAACGAGAUGCUUGAAGAUCAUGUACAGAACAAUGCUGAACAACUUGGUGCAUUUGCAGCUGGUGUCAAGCAGAUGUUAGAAGAUGUACAAGAGCGUCUUGUCUACAGGACACAUAUUUACAUUCAGACUGAUAUCACAGGCUACAAGCCUGCUCCGGGCGAUCUUGCGUAUCCUGACAAGUUGGAAAUGAUGGAGCAAAUUGCACAGAGUUUAAAAGAGGAACAGAAGAAACUGCCACCAGAAGCUUCAUUUUCAGAUGUCCGGCUAGAAGAUCCCGAGUCCUGCAGCUUAGUUAAAUCUGGUUCAGCAGAAUCCCUUAAUCCCAGGCACCAGACCACGAUUUCACCAGCAGAUCUGCAUGGAAUGUGGUAUCCUACUGUCAGAAGGACUCUAGUGUGUCUCUCCAAACUGUACAGAUGUAUAGACAGGGCAGUGUUUCAGGGAUUAUCACAAGAGGCCUUAUCUGCCUGCAUCCACUCGCUGCUGGGAGCUGCUGAUUCUAUCAGCAAAAACAAGACCCAGGUUGAUGGACAGCUUUUCUUAAUAAAACACCUUUUGAUUCUUCGUGAACAAAUUGCUCCUUUCCACACUGAUUUCACCAUUAAGGAAAUUUCCCUGGACCUUAAGAAAACUAGAGAUGCAGCAUUUAAAAUCCUGAACCCUAAGACAGUUUCAAGAUUUUUUAGACUAAACAGCAACAACGCCUUGAUACAGUUCUUACUGGAGGGUACUCCAGAAAUCAGAGAACAUUAUAUCGACUCUAAGAAAGAUGUAGAUCGUCAUCUGAAAUCAGCUUGUGAGCAGUUUAUUCAGCAGCAAACCAAACAGUUUAUAGAACAGCUGGAGGAGUUCAUGACAAAGGUAGCUGCUUUAAAAACAAUGGCCACUCAAGGAGGUCCCAAGUACAGCCUAUCGCAGCAACCUUGGGCGCAACCAGCAAAGAUCAAUGAUUUGGUCUCUUCAACUUACAAGACAAUAAAAACAAAGCUGCCAUCAACGUUACGAAGCAUGUCGUUAUACUUGUCCAAUAAAGAUACAGAAUUAAUUUUGUUUAAGCCAGUUAGGAAUAACAUUCAGCAAAUGUUCCAGAAACUCCAUGCUUUGUUAAAGGAAGAAUUUAGUAAUGAAGAUCUCCAGAUCAUAGCUUGUCCUUCAAUGGAACAGGUGAACUUACUUUUAUCGAUGUCCAAGUAGCCCAACAGUGAGGCUGCUUGAAAUAAGCUUCAGCUGAAUGCCAGGCAGUGAGAGGAAUGCAAAGACAUUUGCUUGAAGUAAACAAAGGAUCCCACUGUGCAGUCCAGUCUGCAUCAAAACUAUCCAGGCUGCUUAACCCUGUUUUAGGAAAAAAAGAAAAAAACCAGUUUUAUUGAUUUGUUAAAGGUCUUCCUGUUCAUUGGCUUGAGAAGUGGGGGGGAAGAAAACAAAACAAAAAACCCUUUGCUGAUCACUCUUAUGGAAGCUCAGUUACUGCCUUAUCCAGAUGUUUUCAAAGUUGAAAUCCUGGG